Molecule: messenger RNA, 2916 nt
Organism: Onthophagus taurus
Lineage: Eukaryota; Metazoa; Arthropoda; Insecta; Coleoptera; Scarabaeidae
Source: RefSeq, a predicted model, not a curated record
ACAGAGUCUAUGUAUAAAGAGACCGCGCCGCGUGCGAGAAUCGCGCUCAGUUUUGCCUCGCCUCGAAACCGUAACGUUACGGUCGCGUUGCCGCCUCAAAGCAGCAAAUGAAAACCGAACCGUCGCUAUUGUUAUUGUUGGCUCUUGUAGUUUCGCCAUAGUUGCAAAUAGUGUGACGUUCGUGAAAAUAAUGUGACCGAAAUUAAAAAAAAAAGUUUACGUUAUUUUAAUUAAUUGAUGUUCAGUUGGUAAUCGAGUGCGUUAUUUAUUUAUUUUUUUAUUUUAUUUCUUUAUUUGGAGCUUUUGAGGAUUCUUAUUUUAAUUACCGUUUACGUUGUGUUAAUACAAAUUGUGUUUGGAAGAUUUUUUUUAAUCGAAAAAAGAAGAUAUUACGUUUUGGUUUUGAAAAUUAACGUGCCGUUUUUAAAGGUGCGUAUAAACCAGGCGCGAUCGCGCGUUUUCCUCACAAAACGGCUCCUAAGCGAUCGUCACGCGUCUUCGAGGGGGGCUGCGUGGGCGUAGUUGUGACGAAGCGCCGCAAGAUUCCGCCGGCUGCGAAAGGUGACAAGGGCGCCGCCACACUCGGCACGCUCGGCGGUGCUUUGCGCAGGACCGGCAUUAAAGUCUCGGGUGUCGCACUGACCCUGAAACAGUGGUGGCGCGAUGUGGGGCUUUGCCCCCACGGCCCCGCGCGCCCCUCUUGUCCGCUAGGGGCGCAUCACCAGGGGGGUCGAACUAGGAAACCGCGCCAUCUCAUGGGACAGACGCUCAGCAUGUGUAAAUGGAAGCAGUGUGCCCGAGAUAAGUGUUUGCAUUUAAGGGGCACAGAGGACGCUCGCUUGCAAAGGGAAUGUACAGGAACAGAACCGGAUCCGGGCAGGACGAAGAGGAACUGCUACGAUCCGGAAUAUGCGCGGAUGGAGUCUUGGUUAGACGAGCAUCCGGACUUCGUGCAGGACUAUUUUCUGAGAAAAGCAAGCAGACAAGUGGUAGAUUCCUGGUUACUAUCUCACACGACUUUAACAUCAUCCAGUGCGGAAUUAGCGUCACCAACUCACAAUAACCAGUCGAGGGGUGGUUCAGGCGCUACAACUCCAGUUCGAAAAAUUUCCGCCCACGAAUUUGAAAGGGGGGGCCUUUUAAAACCGAUUAUUAGCACGAUCGACGGAACGCCAACAUUUCUAACGGGGGCCACAGAGGAACAAGGCACCUCAGGGGGACACAGCCCUACACCAUCGCGACGACAAAGACGAUCGAGACACGAACUGAAACAGCUAGACGAAAAGGAGUUGAUAUUUGAGUUGGUCAAAGAUAUUUGCAAUGAAUUGGAAGUACGAUCUCUUUGUCACAAAAUCCUCCAGAAUGUUCUCAUGCUUCUUCACGCCGAUAGAGGAUCCUUAUUUCUGGUUCAAGGGGAAAAAGGCGGAGGAUGCACUCCUAGUCCUCCAGGUCAAGCACCAAGAGGUAGGUGCUUGGUUUCAAAACUUUUCGACGUCUGCUCGAAGAGUACUCUCGCGGAAAUGGAGAAGAAGGAGGAAAUUACCAUUCCUUGGGGAACUGGAAUUGUUGGAUAUGUUGCGGAAAGUGGAGAACCCGUUAAUAUCCCGGAUGCGUAUGAAGAUGAGAGAUUCAAUCGUGAUAUAGAUACAUGGACAGGAUACAGGACAAGAACUCUUCUUUGUAUGCCCAUAAAAGAUACAAGUGGAGAUGUAAUAGGAGUAGCUCAGGUGAUAAAUAAAGUGGGAGACGCCCCGUUUUCGCAACAGGACCAACAGAUUUUCGCAAGUUACCUCCAGUUUUGCGGCAUCGGUUUAAGAAAUGCGCACCUUUACGAAAAAUCUCAACUCGAGGUGAAACGAAAUCAGGUUCUAUUGGAUUUAGCUCGAAUGGUUUUCGAAGAACAAAGCACUAUAGAACACGUCGUUUUUAGGAUAUUAACACAUACACAAAGUCUUAUUCAAUGUCAAAGAGUACAGGUUCUACUGACCCAUCAAGCGUCUAAAAGGAGUUUUUCGCGAUCGUUUGAUUUCCAAGCGAGCGACCUUUGCGGCGAAGAAGGCGAAUCAAGAACUAGCCCAUUUGAAAGUCGGUUUCCUAUAAAUAUUGGGAUUACUGGAUAUGUUGCCGCGAGGGGAGAGACUGUGAAUAUUGUUAAUGCGUACGAUGAUAGCCGGUUUGAUCCCAGCGUGGAUAGAAACAGCAACUUUCAGCAUAAAAGCAUCCUUUGUAUGGCUAUUAAAAAUUCUUCGUGCGAAAUUAUAGGCGUUAUCCAAUUGAUUAAUAAAUUUAAUGAUUUGCCGUUUACCAAAAAUGAUGAAAACUUUGUGGAGGCUUUUGCUAUUUUUUGUGGGAUGGGAAUUCAUAACACCCAUAUGUAUGAAAAGGCUGUUGUGGCCAUUGCCAAACAAAGCGUUACUCUUGAAGUUUUAUCUUAUCACGCAACAUCAAGUAUAGAAGAUGCUCAAAGAAUUAGACAAAUGAGGGUUCCAUCUGCGGUAUCGUUUUGUUUGCACGAGUUCUCUUUCGAUGAUGUUGGGUUAUCUGAUGAUGAAACUCUUACGGCAUGUAUAAGAAUGUUCCUUGAUCUUGAUCUAGUCGAGAGGUUCCACAUGGACUAUGAGGUCCUCUGUCGGUGGUUGUUAUCCGUUAAGAAAAAUUAUCGUAAUGUUACCUAUCAUAAUUGGCGGCACGCUUUUAAUGUUGCCCAAAUGAUGUUCUCCAUUUUAACAGCUACUGGUUGGUGGAAUAUUUUCGGAGAAAUUGAAGUUUUAGCUUUGAUAAUCGGUUGUCUAAGCCAUGAUUUGGAUCAUAGAGGAACCAACAAUUCCUUUCAAAUAAAGUAAGAAAUUAAGAUUAUUAUUAAGUUCAUUGCCUUUUAUAGUAAUCUUACCGUCAUCAUGUAUAAUAUGGCUUUUC